AUGAUCCUCGUCAUGCCCUCUGGUAAAAUGCUUUUGACCCGCGAUUUCAUUAAAUCAUGUUUUUGCGCGCAAUUGCGCGCAAAAACUGCCAGAUAAUGCUGCAAAAUGAAAAAAUCACCACUUCGGCCUU
This is a messenger RNA of Chondrus crispus (carragheen), 130 nucleotides long. RefSeq lists its product as hypothetical. The transcript has 2 exons. NCBI's taxonomy places the organism in Eukaryota, Rhodophyta, Florideophyceae, Gigartinales, Gigartinaceae. The coding region runs from base 1 to 96 and encodes 31 amino acids. The record is from RefSeq and is a predicted model, not a curated record.